This is a messenger RNA of Striga hermonthica, 786 nucleotides long. The record is from the annotation of a GenBank genome assembly. Lineage: Eukaryota; Viridiplantae; Streptophyta; Magnoliopsida; Lamiales; Orobanchaceae.
AUGGCAGAUUUGUACAUGUCAAAGCAGUAUUCUGAAGGCAGACCUUCUUACCCACAACAGCUCUUUGAUUUCAUUGCAUCGAAGACACUUUCGCACGAUCUUGCGUGGGAUGUUGGAACCGGUAAUGGCCAAUCCGCUCGAUCACUAGCAAAUAUCUACAAGAAUGUUAUAGCCACGGAUAAAAGCCCGAGGCAGCUCGAAUUCGCAACCAAACUACCGAACAUAACUUACAAAUGUACCUCACCGUGCAUGUCCAUAUCCGAACUCCAAGAAAAAAUCGGCCCGGAAUCGAGCGUCGACCUAGUCACCAUAGCCCAAGCCAUGCACUGGUUCGACCUCCCGAAAUUCUACCAGCAGGUUAAAUGGGCCCUCAAAAAGCCAGAUGGGGUCAUAGCCGCAUGGUGCUACACGUCUCCCGAGGUCAACCCUGGAGUUGACUCGCUGUUCGACAGAUUCUACAAUGUGGACGCGGUCCCGUACUUUGAGAUGCCUCCACGUAGGAUGGUGGACGAGAGGUACGAGACCAUUGACUUCCCAUUCGUGCCGGUUAAUGGGCUUGAGCAUAACGGGCCCUUCAGGUUCGAUUCGGAGAAAGUGAUGGAUUUGAAGGGGUACUUCACGUACCUCAAAUCAUGGUCCGCUUAUCAAGCAGCUAAAGAGAAAGGUGUGGAGCUGUUGAGUGAUGAAGUUGUCGAGGGUUUCACUAAGGCAUGGAAUGAAGACGGGAAAAUCGAGAAGGUUGUCAAGUUUCCUAUCUAUAUGAGGAUCGGGAAAGUCGGGCCGUAG